UGGGGCGCUUUUUUCUGCACAACACCGGAAAAUAGUGGGUGUUAGCUGACUGGCGUUAGCAAGCAACAACUUCGAAGUCAGCUGUGGGUUCUAUGGAAGAGAUGUCAGGAGACAGUGUGGUGAGCUCUGCAGUGCCAGCAGCUACAACCAGGACCACAUCCUUCAAAGGUUCCAGCCCCAGUUCCAAGUAUGUGAAGUUAAAUGUGGGUGGAGCGCUCUACUACACUACAAUGCAGACACUAACAAAGCAGGACACCAUGCUUAAAGCUAUGUUCAGUGGGCGGAUGGAGGUGCUUACGGACAGUGAAGGUUGGAUUCUAAUUGAUCGCUGUGGAAAACACUUUGGAACAAUCCUUAACUUCCUCCGGGAUGGGGCGGUUCCUCUCCCAGAGAGCCGUCGGGAAACGGAAGAGUUACUCGCAGAGGCCAAGUAUUAUCUUGUCCAAGGCUUAGCUGAUGAAUGUUCAGCAGCCUUGCAGAAGAAGGAAACAUAUGAACCUCUUUGCAAAGUGCCUCUCAUGACAUCAUGUAAAGAAGAGCAGAGACUCAUUGCAACCUCAAAUAAGCCUACUGUGAAACUGCUGUAUAACAGAAGCAACAAUAAAUAUUCAUAUACUAGCAAUUCUGAUGACAACAUGCUAAAAAAUAUUGAGCUAUUUGACAAGCUGUCGUUGCGGUUCAAUGGGCGAGUCCUCUUCAUUAAAGACGUGAUAGGGGAUGAGAUCUGUUGCUGGUCCUUUUAUGGCCAGGGUCGUAAGAUUGCAGAAGUGUGCUGCACUUCCAUUGUUUACGCCACAGAAAAGAAGCAGACUAAGGUUGAGUUUCCUGAGGCGCGCAUCUAUGAGGAGACCCUCAACAUCCUUCUGUACGAGUCCCACGACGGACGCGGUCCAGACAACGCGCUGCUGGAAGCCACAGGUGGCGCUGCAGGAAGAUCUAGCCAUCUGGAUGACGACGAAGAGCCCGUAGGAAGAGUUCGUAGGAUUCAUGUCAAACGACCCGAUGACCGCACACACCACCACCAAUGACCUCCCUGUUGUGACCCAGCAGUAUGUGUCUUUGCACCGUGCUUGUGCCUUACAAACACCACGCAAAUUACUCUCUCGCACUUCCUGUUGUCUUUUACCAGCUUCUCCAAGAGACUACUCUGAGUAGCGUACAUCAGUUUGUAUUGUUUUCUGUUUUUGUGUCUCGUUUUAGUUGUUUAGUUGCUUUGUAAUCUCAAAAAUGACUUCUUCUACAGUUGCUUACAUGGAUGUUUGUUUUCAGCAGAACAAGGUUUUACCCAUCGGACUGUUUGUGGAGUGUUUCUGUCAGUAUGAAUCUGUUGUUUAAGGGUUCAAGCUAAGUGACACACAGCAGAACCUGAAGUUCAAGAUGUAAUUAUUUAAAAAGCUUAUGUAGAUGGUUUGCUACUGUGGUGUUCUACCACAAUGUGACCAUACGGUGGCACUGUUUUAUCCCUGGAAUGUUACCAUGGCUAUUUUGUAGCCUGAUAAUUAAUAAAACUGUAUAAAAAAAUAUUUUUAUGUUACAGUA
Gambusia affinis (western mosquitofish) is the source of this 1539-nucleotide messenger RNA. RefSeq names its product potassium channel tetramerization domain containing 10 (gene kctd10). The transcript has 7 exons. Lineage: Eukaryota; Metazoa; Chordata; Actinopteri; Cyprinodontiformes; Poeciliidae. Gene Ontology annotation, biological process: protein homooligomerization; protein ubiquitination; negative regulation of Rho protein signal transduction. The coding region runs from base 93 to 1028 and encodes 311 amino acids. Gene Ontology annotation, cellular component: Cul3-RING ubiquitin ligase complex. The record is from RefSeq and is a predicted model, not a curated record. Gene Ontology annotation, molecular function: ubiquitin-protein transferase activity; protein binding.